This is a messenger RNA of Dissoconium aciculare CBS 342.82, 1188 nucleotides long. RefSeq names its product glycosyltransferase family 8 protein. The transcript is spliced from 3 exons. Gene Ontology annotation, molecular function: glycosyltransferase activity. The record is from RefSeq and is a predicted model, not a curated record. NCBI's taxonomy places the organism in Eukaryota, Fungi, Ascomycota, Dothideomycetes, Mycosphaerellales, Dissoconiaceae. Bases 1 to 1188 code for a protein of 395 amino acids.
AUGUUGGCUAACAAGAAUGCGAUCAAUCCGAUUCUAUUCGGUACCAUCCUGGCUUUGGUUGCAGCACUGGCGUGGGUGACGAUCGCGACCUCAAAUUCAAGAAAUCAGAACAUAUUCGAGCACUUUCAAAAACCACUAGCAAUAGAUCACCAGUCAUCGAAUUCGUCAAAUCCAAAGGAUCCCAGCAAUUUUGGAAUCGGGAAAACCGACGAUCCCAACUUCUUCAGCUUCAAGGCAUUCUUCCAGCAAGACUUGACCUUGCCCAAUCCCGAAUUUGAUAUCGAACGUCUGAAGACAUACAAGCCCGUCAACUAUGCAGGUCCCGGCCGCCCAACUUUCGCGGCUUACAUGUCGACGAGGAAUAGUACUAUCCAUGAUCCAUACUUCUGUGGCGCACAACAACUCGCCUACCGAUUAUUAUGGGAUUCGCGAUCAAAAUCCGAAAAAUACCCAUUUACAGUGUUUGUUGCGCCGUUCAUUCCGCAGGAUCAACGAGAUCUAUUAGCCGCCGCUGGCGCUAACGUUGUCGAACUGCCAACAGUAAAUUGGCAUUCGACAGCUUUGACAGAUGCAAGAUGGCGCGACUUAUUCUCCAAGUUGAAUGUGUGGAACCAAACUGAAUUCAGUCGAGUCGCUCUGCUGGACACUGAUGCAUUCCCACUUGAAAACAUUGACGCAAUAUUCGACGAAGAGCAAUCGCCCGAGCUUGAUUGUGUCCGUGGGCUUUUGAACGAGGACGACUUAGCUGAUCCAAAGCUCGACGAAUUGUGCAAAUACGUCUACGCAGGCGUGCAUGAUCCUGGUCUUGGUUACAAACAGGUCAACGGCGGCGUGUACGUACUCAAACCGGAUCAGGCCAUGCAUGAUCGUCUCCUGCGCGAAAUGGCCAAAGACCAAUUCGACGACCAUCUUGCCGAGCAGGCUUUUCUCAAUGUCGCCUUCCGCUAUGAUGGACCAUUUCCCGCAGUGGACAUGGGCCGGACGUGGAACGGCUUCAUCCCCCAAGAGAGCGAAGAAGGCAAAUUGAAAAUCAUCCACGAAAAAUUGUGGGUCAUAGAGCGAAUGACCGACCGCAAUCUGAGCUGGGCAUUACACUAUUUCAACGAUACCUGGGACGAUAUGCUCAAGCUAUACGAGAGUGACGGAUUUGAGACUCUGCGAGGAUCCAGGAGUAUCAAUCUCUUCUGA